Colius striatus (speckled mousebird) is the source of this 2351-nucleotide messenger RNA. RefSeq names its product SRY-box transcription factor 18 (gene SOX18). The record is from RefSeq and is a predicted model, not a curated record. NCBI's taxonomy places the organism in Eukaryota, Metazoa, Chordata, Aves, Coliiformes, Coliidae. The transcript has 2 exons. The coding region runs from base 228 to 1481 and encodes 417 amino acids. Gene Ontology annotation, molecular function: RNA polymerase II cis-regulatory region sequence-specific DNA binding; DNA-binding transcription factor activity, RNA polymerase II-specific. Gene Ontology annotation, biological process: lymphangiogenesis; positive regulation of transcription by RNA polymerase II; vasculogenesis.
UUUUGGGGGGAAAGGGGAAAAAAAAAAAUCUAAACAAAAUAAAAGAGGAAAAAAAAACCCCAAGAAAAGAAACCAAAACAAAGGCAGGCGAGCCCGAAUCCCCCCGAAGCGGAGGCGAGCGGAGGGGCUGCUGCUUGGCGGCUGCUGGACGCGGUGGGACGCGGCGGGACUCGGUUUUCUCUCUCCGGCACCCGGUCGGGUCGGACACAAAGUGCUGUCCAGCUGGAAUGAAUAUAUCUGAGUCUAACUACUGCCGAGAGGAGAUAUCGCAACCCCGGGGCGACUGUUCAUGGGUCACCGCCGCCGUGCCGGCCGCUGAGCCCGGGCUCGCCUUCCCGCGCCCCCCGGGAGCCGCCUCCCCCGCCAGCCGCACGCCCAGCCCCGAGCCCGGCUUCGCCUUCGGCCCCGGCCCCGGCGGCGCGGCCCCCGGCGCGGCCCCCAGCCGCACGCCCAGCCCCGAGCCGGGCUAUGGAUACAGCCCCCCGGCCGGUCGCCCCGAGGGCAAGGGCGGCGAGGACUCCCGCAUCCGCCGGCCCAUGAACGCCUUCAUGGUCUGGGCCAAGGACGAGCGCAAGCGGCUGGCGCAGCAGAACCCCGACCUGCACAACGCCGUGCUCAGCAAGAUGCUGGGCCAGUCGUGGAAAGCGCUGAGCGCCAGCGACAAGCGUCCCUUUGUGGAAGAGGCAGAGAGGCUGCGAAUCCAGCACCUCCAGGAUCACCCCAACUACAAGUACCGCCCAAGGAGAAAGAAGCAAGCCAAGAAAAUCAAGAGGAUGGAACCCAAUAUCCUCCUGCAUAACCUUUCCCAGCCUUGCAGUGACAACUUCAACAUGAGUCACCAUGGCGGCAGCCAGCCGGGCCACCCCCAGCCUCCCCCGCUUAACCACUUCAGAGAACUCCACUCCAUGGGGUCGGAUAUUGAAAACUAUGGCUUGCCAACUCCUGAGAUGUCUCCCUUGGAUGUCUUAGAACAGACCGAGCCGGCGUUUUUCCCCCCUCACAUGCAGGAUGACUGCAACAUGAUGCCCUUUCGUGGCUACCACCACCAUCACCAGAUGGAGUUUCCCCAGGAGAAGUGCAUGGGGCGGGACGUGGCGGUGCCCUACGCGCAGACCCCCUCGCACUUGGCCGAUGCCAUGAGGACUCCCCAUCCCUCCAGCAUAUACUACAACCAAAUGUGCUCAGGAACUCAGAACGGGCUUUCAGCCCACCUGGGUCAGCUGUCUCCUCCCCCCGAAGCCCACCACAUGGAGAGCGUGGAUCACUUGAACCAAACCGAGCUCUGGACAGACGUUGACCGCAACGAGUUUGACCAGUAUUUGAACAUGAGCAGGACUCGUCCCGACGCCUCGGGACUCCCUUACCACGUCUCCCUGUCCAAAGUGACUCCUAGAAGCAUCUCCUGUGAGGAGAGCAGCUUGAUAUCCGCCCUGUCCGACGCCAGCAGCGCCGUUUACUACAGCCCCUGCAUCACGGGUUAGCUCGGCCCCACCGCCCGACGCUCGCACCGGGAGAGCCCCGACUCUCCUCUAACACCAAAAAAAAAUAGAAGCCAUCCUCCUUUUAACCACGAGCUCCAUCGUAUUUAGAGUAUCUCAUUAAAUGCAUCGCUUUCUUUGUCUUUGUUUGUUGUUGUUAACUUUGGGCUGAACUCACCGAUAUACCGUAUAACCGUAUAACACAGCUAGCCGCCUUUCCCGAGCGCUACCCCGCCUACUCCCCGCUCCAGCCCUGCCAGCCUGGAGCUCUAAGCUCCCAGCAGCUCCAAAUGAGCAUUUUGGGGGUCGUGUUGUUUGUUUUUAAACCAAUCCUGCCUGAAACAACCACCAGCAGAACAGAGCCAAAGCAAUCAGCUUCCCCUAACCCAAGGGCAGGCAAAGGGGUGGGGGAACCUUUAGGAAGGCUUUGCCAUUAACGAGUCGGCGCCCAUGAGGGGUGGGCUUUAGGACAGUUUUUACUGUAUUCUCAGCAAUAUAUUUUAAUUGGGCAACAAAAGUAUAUUUUUACUAAGCAUUUUUUUAUAUAUAUAAAAUGGUAUUUAAUGUCUUUUCCUUUGUGGGGGUUUUUUAUUUAGACUUUUUAAAGAUACACCGAGGGACAUCCACGAGAUCGGAAGCAUUUAUGUAGCAAAGCUGGAUUAAACAACAAAAAAUGGGGGAGGGAGGGGAGGGAGGGGGGAAAAGGAAAAGGAGAUAUUUUGUGCAGACUAACGACAAUGUAAAUAUUGUGGAACAAUCGACUGGAAUUUUGUACAAAGCAGAAAAAUACGACUGCAAACACUUUUAUUGUCUCGAGCUGUACGGAGAGCAAACUGUUUUAUACUGGUUAAUUAUUAAAACAUCUUCAUAUAA